AUGAGUGCUCGCACGCGUUCGUUCUCCAGGUACGUCUUCAACAAUCUUCAGUUACUCGCUUUACGUUCAUCGAAUUCCGGACUUAGGACGUAUCCAAACCGCCGUUUUGUAUCGAUUCCCGGAAGAAUUGAUGCUGUUUUUGUACCAACUAAUCAAAACCCUCAUUUUUGUGUUCGGAGCUACUGUUCUGGGAAGAACAGCAAAGGGAAUAAUGAGUUUACCGAAGAAAUAGAGUAUUUAGAUGAAUCAGGCAGUGUUAUUUACAUUGGUAAGGGUAUAAGAUCUGUUGAGCCUGGAGUGGAUGACCAUGUAAUGGUUGGUGGUUUAAAACAGCCAUUUUCAAACGCUUCAGCAGUUGCUAAGAUUGUUGAGAUUGUCAAAAGGUGGAAAUGGGGUCCUGAAAUGGAGACUCAGUUGGAUAAGCUUCAGUUCGUUCCUAACAUGAUUCAUAUCACCCAAGCUUUGAAAAUCACUGGAGAUGGUGAUGCAUCUUUGAGUCUGUUCAGAUGGGCAAAAAGGCAAUCUUGGUAUUUACCUAGUGAUGAAUGUUAUCUUGCAUUGAUUGAUAGGUUAAACCAGAGUAGAGAUUUUGAAGGGAUUCAUUCGGUGUUCGAUGAUCUCAUUUGUGAUUCAACCAAAACAAAAGUUCCUGAAUUCAAUGCUUUCAGUAGAAUCGUUCAAUACCUUGCAAAAGCCGAAAAGUUAGAAGUUUCCUUCUGUUGUUUCAAGAAGAUUCAAGAAUCCGGUUGUAAAGUCGACACGAAAACCUACAACUCUCUUAUAACCUUGUUCUCAGACAAGGGUUUGCCUUUUAAAGCAUUUGAGAUAUACGAAAACAUGGAAGAUUCUAAUUGUUCAUUAGAUAAAUCAACCUAUGAGUUAAUGAUCCCAAACUUAGCCAAAUCAGGUCGAAUCGAUGCAGCAUUGAAGCUCUUCCAACAAAUGAAAGAGAAAUCUCUCCAACCAGGUUUUACAAUCUUUUCAUCACUUAUUGAUUCUUUAGGAAAAGCUGGGAGAUUAGACAUGGCCAUGAGAGUCUACAUGGAAAUGCAAGGUCUUGGAAUCAAACCAUCAGCCACCAUGUUUGUUUCCAUGAUUGAAUCCUAUAUAAAAGCUGGUAAGCUAGACACAGCUUUAAAGAUUUGGGAUGAAAUGAAAAGAGCCCGAUUUAGACCUAAUUAUGGUCUCUACACCAUGGUUGUAGAAUCCCAUGCUAAAUCAGGAAAGCUUGAAACUGCAAUGUCUAUCUUUCUAGAAAUGGAAAAAUCCGGUUUUUUACCAACUCCAAGUACUUACUCUUGCUUACUAGAAAUGCAUGCUGCUAAUGGUCAACUUGAUUCAGCCAUGAAACUAUACAACUCCAUGAACAACGCAGGGGUAAAACCGGGAAUGACCACUUACACUUCUUUACUAACCCUCUUAGCAAAAAAGAAACUUCUAGAUGUUUCCGCCAAGAUUCUUCUCGAAAUGAAAGCAAUCGGGUACUCUGUAGAUAUAACUGCUAGUGAUGUUCUUAUGGUUUUUAUCAAAGAUUCUUCUGUUGACCUAGCUUUAAAAUGGUUAAGAUUCUUGGGUUCUUCCGGAAUCCGAACGAAUAAUUUCAUAAUCAGACAACUUUUCGAAUCUUGCAUGAAGAACGGUUUAUAUGAGUCAGCAAAACCGCUUCUAGAAACAUACGUUGACUCAUCCGCUAAAGUUGACCUCAUUCUCUACACUUCGAUUCUAGCCCAUCUUGUAAGAUGUCAAGAAGAACAAAAAGAAAAACAUUUAAUGUCGAUUUUAAGUGCAACAAAUCACAAAGCACAUAAAUUCAUGUGUGGGCUAUUCACGGGACCCGAGAAAAGAAAACAACCCGUGUUAGCUUUCGUCCGCGAGUUUUUCCAAGGUAUUGACUACGAAAACGAAGAAGGGCAAACUCGGUAUUUUGUAAAUGUUCUUUUGAACUAUCUUGUGCUCAUGGGUCAGAUAAAUCGGGCGCGUUGUGUGUGGAAAGUUUCAUAUGAAAACAAGCUUUUUCCUAAAGCGAUUGUGUUUGAUCAACAUAUCGCGUGGUCACUUGAUGUUAGGAAUUUGUCAGUUGGAGCUGCUCUUGUGGCAGUUGUUCAUACGCUUCAUAGGUUUAGGAAACGGAUGUUGUAUUAUGGGGUUGUGCCACGUAGGAUUAAGUUGGUGACGGGACCCACUUUGAAGAUUGUGGUGGCACAGAUGUUGAGUUCAGUGGAAUCGCCUUUUGAGGUUAGUAAAGUGGUUUUGAGGGCACCUGGGGAUUCGGUGUCUGAAUGGUUUAAGAAGCCGAUUGUUCAGCAGUUUCUUUUGAAUGAGAUUCCAUCAAGAGGUGAUAUUUUGAUGCAUAAGCUUAAUAUUCUUUUUCCUAGCUCUGCCCCUGAGAUUAGGUCCUUGACUCCACCUAAACCGCUUGUUGGUGGGAGGGCAAUGUAG
This is a messenger RNA of Lactuca virosa, 2439 nucleotides long. NCBI's taxonomy places the organism in Eukaryota, Viridiplantae, Streptophyta, Magnoliopsida, Asterales, Asteraceae. The record is from the annotation of a GenBank genome assembly.